CCGGAAGGUUCGUGUUUCUUAUCGAGUUUUUGUGAGCUUUUUUGUGGAAAAACCUGUGAAAUAUGUUAGAUAUCAUCAUUAAAACAGCCAAUAAAGAUGACUUCACUGAGGCCGUUUUUUUGCUUGUGGAUUUCAUCGUUGAAGUGCCGCGGUCCCAACACACCCGGGAAAGGUUGGCCAAUUUGCUGAGACACCCGGCGGCUAGCGAGGAAUUGAAGACGCUUCUAAAGCACUUUGAAAAUCUCGUCCGCAACUAUUGUGUGGGAGAACUCGACGAUGAUCGCUUUCGGUCACAUUUCACGAAUCUUGCCCCGGACCAGCAGGACCGUGUGCUGGAGAUAGUGAAUCUGCGGAAACCGGAAAUAGCACAGAAACUGAUUGAUGAGGUAAAUCGGCGAGAGGGUGGGGUUCCGUUGGUGGAAUGGUUUGAUUGGAAUGUUAGCUGGGUGAUGGGAAGUAGCAGCUUGGCCUCGUUCCGCAAGCAACUGUGUACGGUUACGCUAGCUUGCCGGGAUGCUGAUGCGCGGUCCCGGACGCUUAGCUUCGAAAUGGAUAAAACGCAGGUUGAGGAAACUAUUCGUAAACUCGAACUGAUUGUAUGAUAGGCUGGUAAAUAGUUAAAAUAUGUUGCAUUCACAAUGUAUGAUCCAUUAUUUGCAAGUGAAAAUUAAUCGCCGAAGCGAAUGCUUCUAUUCCAAAAAAAUACGGACAGAAUGAUAGAAUAAUAAGGAAGAAGAUAAUAAUUAAGAAGUGUUUGUGAAGUGUUAAGUAGUGAGAGCAGUUUGUUCGUGUGGUCCAAUUACCGAGAUCAAAUCAACUUGCACGUGCUAUAAA
This is a messenger RNA of Anopheles aquasalis, 834 nucleotides long. RefSeq lists its product as uncharacterized. The record is from RefSeq and is a predicted model, not a curated record. NCBI's taxonomy places the organism in Eukaryota, Metazoa, Arthropoda, Insecta, Diptera, Culicidae.